Paramecium tetraurelia is the source of this 906-nucleotide messenger RNA. RefSeq lists its product as uncharacterized. Gene Ontology annotation, molecular function: L-ornithine transmembrane transporter activity. Gene Ontology annotation, biological process: mitochondrial L-ornithine transmembrane transport. NCBI's taxonomy places the organism in Eukaryota, Ciliophora, Oligohymenophorea, Peniculida, Parameciidae. The transcript is spliced from 5 exons. The record is from RefSeq and is a predicted model, not a curated record.
AUGUCUGAUUUUAUUCAAUGGACAUAUGAUAAUAGACUUCAGAUCUCUAUAGACUUAGCAGCUGGUUCAGUUAGUGGAAUAGCAAAUUGUAUAUCAAGUCAUCCAUUAGACACUGUUAAAGUUAGGAUGCAAAUGUCUAAUGAUGGAGUGUUGUCAACUUUAAGGAAUAUUUUCAAAAAUGAAGGAACAAAGGGUUUCUAUAAAGGAAUGUCAUUUCCUAUACUUUCCAUACCUAUUACAAACGCGAUAGUUUUUUCUGUCUAUGAAUUUUGGAGAUCAUUUUUUAUUGGAAAUUCGAACAAAUAACUAACAUACUUUUAAACUGCUUUUUGUGGAAGUAUUGCAGGCAGCUCAGCAGCCUUUUUUUCAUGUCCAAUAGAGCUGACCAAGUGCAAAUUGUAGAUGCAAUCAACAGAAAAAAUAUAUAAAAAUCCUAUGGACUGCAUUCAAUAAAUAUAUAAAAAGGAAGGUUUUAAGUCCUUAUUUCGUGGAAUGUGUGCUACUCAAUAAAGAGAAAUUCUAGGUUAUUCGGCUUAGUUUGCAGUCUAUGAAUUGAUCAAAGACUUCUUAUGUGGUUUGUCUUAAAAGGCAGAACCAUCCACAACAAAUCUUUUAAUUUCAGGAGGUUUAGCCGGAGUUUCAUGCUGGACGAUAGGAUAUCCUUAGGAUACUAUAAAGACUAUUUUGUAAUGCUAAAAAUCAACAGAUUAAGGCAUUUAUAAAGUUAGAUUUUAUGAUGGGGGUUUUUUAGAUUGCUUAAGAAAAAAAAUAAUCUCGGAAGGACUUAGAUCAAUAUGGAAAGGAUAUUCUGUUUGUAUUUUGAGAUCAUUCUAUGCCAACGCUAUCGGAUUUUAUGCAUACGAAUUAGCAAAAGAAAAUAUUACUUCGUACUAUUAAUAAUAUUGA